Molecule: messenger RNA, 984 nt
Organism: Aspergillus terreus NIH2624
Lineage: Eukaryota; Fungi; Ascomycota; Eurotiomycetes; Eurotiales; Aspergillaceae
Product: cytochrome P450
Exons: 4
Coding region: 1-984 (327 amino acids)
Molecular function (GO): iron ion binding; monooxygenase activity; heme binding
Source: RefSeq, a predicted model, not a curated record
AUGGAGCAAUACAUCAAACUGUCCUUCCCCAGUGCUGUGACUGAAUGUAUAUUCGGGCUGCUCAUCAUUGGGACUUUCGUGAUGUUUGGGUCACGCAAAAACACACCGAAGCUGGUCCCCACCCUAAAUGAUCAUGAAUGGGACAUUUUUCGCAGAAAAGCCAAGAAAAACUGGGAGGAGAGUGCGGAAAGCAUCCUGAGAGCCGGAUUACAAAAGGUCGCCCUGGUGGAGCUGCUUGGAUUCGAGACAUGGGUCCCGGGGGGGUUCCACAACCAUGUGUCUACUCCCGUGGUACACGCCCUGAAUCGAAACAUAACUCGUUUGGUUCAGCCAAUGUCCGAAGAGGCUGCACACUGCUUGAAAGUCCAGUGGACUGACAAUCCUGCCUGGCAUUCUGUCUCAAUCCACGAUACCGUAUUACGCCUGGUCGCUCAGAUUACGUCUCGACUCUUUAUCGGACAGGAGAUCUGUCGCGACCCUGAGUGGCAAGAUAUUGCGAAAGACUUCAGCACGAAGAGAGUGAUUGCGAUCCAGGCAAUCCAUGCGUGGCCGUCGCUAAUUCAUCCCGUCAUACACUGGUUCUUACCGGUUUGCCACGAUGUUCGGAAGCUAAUCCGGCGUGCAAAAAGCAUCUUACUGCCGAUAUUCGAGCUCGAAAGGUGCAACAGAAAGAGUGGUAGAGAGUCGAACAAUGUCUUUUCAACGCUUUCUUUUAUCGACGAAUACGCAAAUGGCCGGCCAUACGAUCCUACUAUGGCCCAGUUGAGACUGACGGGAGUAUCUAUCCAUUCAACGUCGGACUUGGUAAAAAAGGUGAUCGCGAGAAUAUGCGAGCACUCCGAGCUGAUUCCAGCCCUACGAGCUGAAAUAAUCUCUGCUGCCGAAAAUUGCGGAUUACAACACAGCUCAUUACUGAAGAUGCCCUUGAUGGAGAGUAUCAUGAAGGAGACUCAGCGCCUGGAACCUCCAGCCCUAAGUCCGUAA